Messenger RNA from Gryllus bimaculatus (two-spotted cricket), 5736 nucleotides. NCBI's taxonomy places the organism in Eukaryota, Metazoa, Arthropoda, Insecta, Orthoptera, Gryllidae. The record is from the annotation of a GenBank genome assembly.
UCAAAGGAACAUUCUUAAUUGGAUUGUCACAUCGUUCUCAUUGACUCAAGAAAUCUAAAAUGCUACAAGGAAGAUAGAACUAUUUCCGCUGAAGUCCAUUCUUGCAAACAUUUUAAUCUGUUAAGUAACUCAAUAUAAAACUUAUUGAGUCAUUUUACAAGACUCUGACUUCAAAGCAAUCAACUUAGUUAUGAACCCGCCCCGCCCGCCGUAUGAGUAAUUUUGUUCUUUACCACUGUUUCUUGAUGACGUCAAAGCACUUCGAAUGUUGGUCCCACCCUAGUUUACCUCUGUGCUUUUCUUGGUUACGCCGAUUAGAUUAGAAGUGCUUGUUCGUGUAUUCGGUGCAAUUUUAUCAAAUUUAGUAGUAGUAGUUUUAUUUGGAUCGAAUUUGCAAGCAAGAACGUCGCAGGAAGCUGCAAGUCAAAUGUAACAAGUAAAAGUGACGUAUACUCUACAAAAGCGCUUCUGUAGUUUCAUUUGACAUUUCGUGUAAUACUACGAAACGGAAUUGAAGUGAUAAUUGAAGAAUGGCAGAUCACUUUGCUCCAAUUACCUUAAAAUGGGAUCCAAAGAAUUUGGAGAUCCGCACAAUGUCGGUGGAAAAAACAUUGGAACCUCUCGUUUUACAGGUCACUACAUUAGUAAAUACCAAAGGCCCAUCAAAAAAGAAAAAAGGUAGAUCAAAACGUGCUCACGUUCUGGUGGCAGCUGUGGAAAAGGCUACAGAAAACUUUAUUGAGAAAGGUGAAUUAAUUGCCUAUGAAAAUCCAGAUAUUAAACAAGAAAUGUUAUCUGCAGUAGAGGAAGUACGGAAAACGGGUGAAUCCAUGAGUAUUGCAGCCCGAGAAUUUGCUGAUGAUCCUUGCUCAUCUCUCAAAAGAGGAAAUAUGGUUCGUGCUGCCCGAAACUUGCUUUCUGCAGUUACUAGACUUCUAAUUUUGGCAGACAUGGUGGAUGUGCAUUUAUUACUGAAGUCCUUGCGUGUUGUGGAAGAUGAUUUGGAAAAAUUAAAGAACGCUUCUAGCCAAUCAGAACUUUUGGACAAUAUCAAGGCAUUUGGUCGCAAUGCUACUGAGCUCAUGAGUCAGGCUGCAAAGCGGCAGCAAGAACUGAAGGAUCCACAAUUGCGAGAUGACCUUGCAGCUGCUCGAGCAGUUCUCAAGAAACAUUCCACCAUGCUACUCACUGCCUCCAAAGUUUAUGUUCGCCACCCAGAGUUAGCUGCUGCUAAAGCCAACCGUGACUAUGUUUUUAAGCAAGUGUGCGAGGCUGUGAACACAAUAUCAGAUGUGGCCCAGGGCAAGGGACCAGCCAUCCCGCAACACCCGUAUGAUGGGCCUGGAGAACUGGCUGCUGCACUGGAUGACUUUGAUGAACAUGUUGUCAUUGAUCCUCUCACGUAUAAUGAGGUGAGGACCCGUCCUUCACUAGAAGAGCGCUUGGAGAGCAUCAUCAGUGGGGCUGCUUUAAUGGCUGACUCAUCAUGUACACGUGACGAACGGCGAGAGCGGAUUGUUGCGGAGUGCAAUGCUGUUCGCCAGGCUCUCCAGGACCUCCUUUCGGAAUACAUGUCUAAUCUGCAAGGUGGCCGUGGUGGCAAGCGUGGGGAACGGAUGGGCACAAAGGAACAGAGUGAAGGAUUGGAGCGUGCCCUGGACCAUAUGUGUCGCAAAACACGCGACUUACGUCGGCAGCUGCGGAAGGCUGUUGUGGACCAUGUGUCUGACAGUUUCUUAGAGACAAAUGUACCUUUAUUGGUACUAAUUGAAGCUGCUAAAGCUGGCAAUGAGAAGGAAGUUGAAGAAUAUGCAUUGGUAUUCACAGAACAUGCUAAUAAGUUGGUGGAGGUGGCUAACUUAGCUUGUAGUAUGUCGGGAAAUGAAGAUGGUGUGAAAAUGGUUCGAUAUGCAGCUGCUCAAAUAGAGAACUUGUGUCCUCAAGUGAUCAAUGCUGCCCGUAUCUUGGCUGCUCGACCUCGUUCCAAAGUUGCCCAAGAGAACAUGGAUGUUUUCCGUGAUGCCUGGGAGAAUCAAGUCCGCAUUUUGACCGAGGCAGUUGAUGAUAUAACAACCAUUGACGACUUCCUUGCCGUAUCUGAAAACCAUAUACUAGAAGAUGUGAACAAAUGUGUGUUGGCCCUGCAAGAAGGUGAUGCAGAUACACUUGAUCGCACUGCAGGAGCAAUUAGAGGACGAUCAUCAAGGGUGUGCAAUGUUGUGGGAGCUGAGAUGGACAACUAUGAGCCAGGCAUAUACACUGAGCGAGUGUUAGAGGCAGUGAAAGUCUUGAGAGACCAAGUAAUGCCCAACUUUGCCCAGCGUGUGGAAGUUGCUGUUGAUGCCCUUUCUUCUAAUCCCCCUAAGGAUGUAGAUGAAAACGAGUUCAUAGAUGCAUCAAGGCUAGUUUAUGAUGGUGUUCGUGAAAUACGUCGUGCUGUCCUCAUGAAUAGGGCAAGGGCAGUGUGUGUUUGCCAGCUGCUCAAGGUUGGGUCCUUGGGCACCUGGUUGACCUGUCGCAUGUGGGGAGGGACUAACCUGCUCUUGUUUUCUCUUCAGACGGAUGAGGAACUGGACCCUGAGGAUGUUGAGUUUGAUGAGCAUUACACCAUAGAGACCAGGAGCAAAUCGAGUGCACACACUGGAGAACAUGGUGUUGAUGAGUAUCCUGAUAUUAGUGGAAUUACUACAGCAAGGGAGGCUAUGAGAAAGAUGACAGAGGAAGAUAAGCAGAAAAUUGCUCAACAAGUGGAAUACUUCCGCAGUGAGAAACUGAAGUUUGACCGUGAGGUGGCAAAAUGGGAUGACACUGGAAAUGACAUCAUUGUUCUUGCUAAGCAUAUGUGCAUGAUAAUGAUGGAAAUGACAGACUUUACUCGAGGUCGGGGUCCUUUGAAAACUACAAUGGACGUUAUUAAUGCUGCUAAGAAGAUCUCUGAAGCUGGAACAAAACUUGAUAAAUUAACAAGGCAGAUUGCUGAUCAAUGCCCAGAAUCUUCUACAAAGAAAGAUCUUUUGGCCUAUUUGCAGAGAAUUGCCCUGUAUUGUCAUCAAAUGAACAUUACUUCUAAAGUAAAAGCAGAUGUUCAGAACAUCAGUGGAGAGCUUAUUGUUUCUGGGUUGGAUAGUGCUACUUCACUCAUUCAAGCAGCAAAGAACUUGAUGAAUGCUGUAGUGUUAACUGUCAAAUGUUCAUAUGUAGCAUCCACAAAAUAUCCUCGACAAGGCACUGUUGCUUCACCCAUUGUUGUUUGGAAGAUGAAGGCUCCAGAGAAGAAGCCGUUGGUGAGGCCAGAGAAACCGGAGGAAGUGAGGGCUAAGGUUCGCAAAGGUUCUCAGAAGAAAGUGCAGAAUCCCAUUAAAGCACUGAGUGAAUUCCAAAGCCCUACUGAAUCAAUAUAAGGAGGAGUGUUUGAAGAAGUUAGAUAAGGUACUAUGGGUGAGCACAAAGAUAAUUAUUUAUAUUUUCACGCCAAGGAGAGAUUUGUUGACUUGUUUUUGCGCUUCCUGUUCUCCCUAUCAUGGAAGGUAUCUCUGGACCUUGAUUUUUACCAUGAAAUUUGAGUAAGAGUUGAAUGAAUUUUCAGAGAUGCAUGUAUUAGAAAUGAAAGUGUGUUCUGCUCUCCUCUGCCUAAGUGUGCCCAAUGUUGUACUUAAUCUCCAAUAUUUUUGUAGUUAAUGUGAAAACCUUGGGUACCAGGGCAAUGGACUCGUGCAUUCCUGAUUAUUCUGAUAAUUAUAUUCUUAUUGUGCACUGUUUCUGCCCUAUUUCUAAGAGCACAAAUUUAAUCUGUUUUUCUCUAAUCAGCAAUUCCAUAAGAAAAAGCUCAUCCUUUAGUGAAUUCUAAAGAGAGCUACCAUUCCAAGAAAAUCAUUUUCUUGAUCAUUCGUGUUAUCAAUGUUAAUUGGGCAGCUAAUUUAUUUUCUGUUAUGAAGAGUAUUUUUAACCCAUACGUUAUUUCAAUAUUGUAUAUGUAUCUAAUGAUUGUGAUGGCAUUAUAGCGUAAGAGAUAAGUUUGAGAAUUCCCAUUGGCCUGAUUUUCUUCAUGUGUAACCUGAAUUUUUAUAAUUCUAUCUUCAUGCUUGCAUUUUUGUGUACACUGAGAGUGCUCUUUUUUAUGAGAAUAGCGCAAGACCUUUUCUCAUGUCUGGUAUGUCUGUGAGUAUUCAGUGUUAGAGAAAUGGCAACUUGUGAUGUUGGUAGAACUUCCUUUGUAUUUUAGCCUAGUCAUUAGCAGAAAUUAGUAGAAAAUUACACUAUACAUACAUAUAUAUUUCAACCUUGAAGUAUUUUAUUCAAUUGUACAAGGACAUUAAUAGUUUCUCUUCCCAUGAGUAGAUUUCAUGAGGUCUAGUGGCAGCUGUGUCUGAUUGUUGAUUGAGGUUUCUGGUAAUCAAUAAACAGGACCAAAGUGGAUUUGUGCAAAAUGUGGUGGUGGCGGCAGUGGCAGCGGCAGAGUUCAACUCUAAUAAAGGUGAAAAUAAUAAGAAAGUCCAGUAUAGUUUGUACAUUCCACAAACACAUCAUGAAUGGAUUCUGGUAUUCAUGUUUGCUGACCUGAAUGGCAGUACUUCUCUUCCAGUUCUAUUCGGCUUUGCAUGUGUAUCAAUGCCCCUAUUUGAAUAAACUUAAUUGGGCUUACUGUUAUUUUCUCAAGGUGUCAUUUGAAUGAAAAGAUAAUUUUGUGUGAUAAUAACGUGUUCCUCUGGGUUAUGAAUAUUGAUAGUUUAUCUUACUUAAGUAAUUGACCUCUUUCUUCAAAUUGCUCUCUGCAGUUAGUAAGGAAAAGAGGUCAUUGAACAAGUGUAUUUAAUCUGUGGGAACAUACUCGCUCAGCUUCAUUUAGAUUGUCUCUUGCUGUUAAGUCUUCAGAAAAUGAUUGCAUUGAGACCAGUCUAAGAAAUGUUUCUUAGAAACAUUACUCAAAAAUACUUUCAAAAAUAUUUUUAAAUGUAAAUUAAAAGCCAAAAGUAAUACUAGUCUUGAAAUGGUAAUUGACUACUUGUAUAUGAAUGAUUUUUGACAUUUUCUGCUAAGGCUGCAGCACUCAUCCAGACUGCAGUUGUGGUCUGGAGCAACUUGGAAGUUGAAGUUUGGAUGUAUGGAAAUUGUGACAAUUUGUUGUUAAACCUAACAAAACUUGUUUUAAUUUAUACUUUAUGGUUUCUUUGAAAUUAUUAAUAUCUUCAUUACCAUUCACUUAUUUAUUGUUUUUUGAGUGAUAGUGAUGUAAUGUUUAAUACCAGAAUCUUAUCAUGUUUACUUACUGUUUUUGAAAUUCAUGAUUGGACAUGCUGAAUGAUGUAAGAGUGGUAUGCAUUUAAAAUACAUUUGUCUUGAAACCUCAGAAUGCAACUUGGGAACUUGUUGUGAAUGAUGUAGACUGAAUAGGAGGGGUGAAUAUUUUGUAUUACUUCCUGUAACUUAAAUGAUUUUAAUGAAAUUAUUUUUAUUGUAGAAUUAAAUUACAUACUUGUAUUUCCUUUUGUAUUAUUCUUUGAGUGCUCAUCAAGCACACAGAACAUGCUGCACUGUGAAGUGGAUAAUCAGUGUGACAUAUCAGUGAAUUGUGCUUUCCAGUUGUAUUUUUCACUGAGCUGUCAGCAGUUGUGUGUGCUUGUGUUGAGAACAUAUAAUAGAAAUGUAAAAUCAUUUUGUAUUAAAUACAUUACCUGCAAACAAUGCAUGCAUUUUACAUUGUAUUCCAAACACCUUCCAAUUGCCCUUACAAUUAGU